AUGCAUUUGACUAUUAAAACACUUGGUAUUACUUACAAUUUUAUAGCAUGGCUGUUAAAGAUUAUAUUUAAAUUAAUUGUCAUAAAAAGGUAGGAACCUUAAUUUUCAACAAUAGAGCAUAUGAAAUAAUCAUUUAAUAAUGAAAACUAAAUUCUAACAUUUAGAGGUAGUUUAAUAGUAAAGGACGAAUCAAAUAUUGUUUAAUACGUAAUUGAAAGAUAUGAGAUAUAAACAAGGGGAAAUAUUCUAUUUUAUAAGAUUAUUUAAAGUUUACUAUUAAUUUUGAUUUCAUUGAUAUUGUAAAAUUAAGAAUAUUUUAGAUUUGAAAAUUUGUUUGUUGAUCAAAUUAGAAUUUCUGGAUUUGAGAUAAGGAUUUCGAAGAAAAGGAUUUUUAUAUUUCUGAUAAUAAAAAUAGUCAUUCAUUUAUAUAAGUAGGAAGAGAUCAUAAAUACAUCUAAAAUACUAUUUAUUUAUUAACUAAUAAAAAUUUGA
Messenger RNA from Paramecium sonneborni, 492 nucleotides. Lineage: Eukaryota; Ciliophora; Oligohymenophorea; Peniculida; Parameciidae. The record is from the annotation of a GenBank genome assembly.